AUGAACCAGAAUGACCUGUUUGAAGAAGAGCCAGGCCUGGACGUCGGCGUCACGAUUGUCAACCCUCACUUUCUCCUCUUGUUAACACCUUGCACGGAUGCAGGGUCACGCACGGCACACAAGGACCUCCUUAGUAAGCUUUCAAGGUCAGUACCCACGGAAAAGAUCACAGGCCACACCAUCACCUUGAAACGUAAUCAAAAGGAAGAUUUAGGCGACUAUGUUACUCUUGGUUUGAGAUACAAAGUUUUCAUGGUAAAUGUACCCACGCACGCAACUACAGGCAUGGACUUCCAGCCCAUGAACGUGAGCAUCCUGAGCAGCAGCAGCUCCCUCAGCGCGGAGACGGAAUACGAGCUCGUGUGCCAGGCUUGGGGUUCGAGGCCGGCCGCGGUCAUCAGCUGGUGGAAGGGUGGCACUCUGGCACUCAAGGAGGCGGUCAUGACGACGUCCCCUGACAGCAACGUAACGACGUCCAUCCUCAAAUACCGAGCCGAGAUGAGUGACAGCGGCAAGUACUUGACGUGUCGAGCGGAGAACAAGCAGAUUCCUCAGUCGGCGAGAGAGGACGGCAUCAAGCUCAACAUUCACUACAAGCCCGUGGUGACCCUCCAGAUGGGCAGCACCUUAGACCCGGAGAACAUCAAGGAAGGGGACGACGUGUAUUUCGAGUGCCACAUCAAUGCCAACCCCGAGGUCCAGCGGGUACUUUGGUAUCAUAAUGGCAAACCUUUAGAACACCGCACCAACCGGGGCAUCAUUAUACAGAACCAGACGUUAGUGUUGCAGAAAAUCAACCGAGAAUCAGCUGGAUUUUACACCUGUCGAGCAGUUAAUAUGGAGGGGGAGGGAGAGAGCCAGCCCGUGGAACUCCAAGUUAUGUGUCAUCCAUGUAUGUCAGAUGCUGAAGCCGACUCUGUAAUUUGGAGUUUCUGGUUCGAAACAAUCCUUUAUAAGCCGUACUGCCGGCAGCACAGAAAGACAGUGUACGGCACAGCUUUGCACGAGCCAGCCAGCGUGACGUGCGAAGUCGAAGCCAAUCCCGGUCCCGUGACGUUUCGAUGGACCUUUAACAACACAUCUGAACACCUGCCGAUCCCCGCGUCAGCUGUGUCGUCGCACAACUUCACCUCCGUGGCCAGCUACGCCCCCAAGAGCCACCUGGACUACGGGACGCUGCUGUGCUGGGCCUUCAACGACAUCGGGGUCCAGAGCGUGCCCUGCGCCUUCGCUAUCAUUGCUGCCAUGCGCCCCGACCCCCCGAAGAACUGCUCGAUCGCCAACAGAACGACGGACAUGAUCGAGGUGGAGUGCACGGCCGGAUUCGACGGAGGUUUGCCGCAGACGUUUUUCAUGGAGGUUUACGACUCGAGCACCUCCGCCCUCCAUCGGAACCUGUCGUCCUCGGAGCCCGUGUUCGUGCUAACCUCACUACGGCCUGGUCUUGCCUUCCUGAUGGUUACGUAUGCGGCUAAUAGCAAAGGAAGGAGCGCCUCCUUCAAGCUGGAGACGUUCACGUUGAAAGUUGCUGAGAAGAGGACAGGCCCCCCCACCCUCUUCGAAUUUACCCCCGUGCUGGGCGUGGUCAUCGGCGUGGUCCUCGCCCUCAUCCUCAUGGCCCUCGUCAUCAUGGUGGUCAUGAAAAUGCGUAGGCCUAGUCCGGGGCUUAACGGAGGUCACGGCUCGAACGAGGAGCUCAAGGGCGACCUGGAGAACAAGCCCUUGAACGUGGGCGUGCUGGGCGGAGGGCCGAGGGUCAAAGAGAGUGCGAGCGUGGGCGAGAGCGAGGACAAUGACCCGGAUAUUAUUCCACACAAGACAGAUGUCAUGACGUACCAGGACUACGAGAGUAUAGACAGGAAAGGGCCUGGCCGUGGGGGAACAAAUAUUGAGAAUGUACCGUCAGUACGCACGCUACCCCACACGCAUAACCAGAGUCUCCCGAGCAAUAGGGCGUCCUUCGCCGACCUGCCGCUCCCGCCCGACGCCCAGCCAGGCUACCAGGUCAACGCCACCGACCUGUGCCUCUUCGUCGCCAAGCGAAUGAGCGCCUACCAGCCGCUGCCCACCGACGACCCUGCCGCGCCCGCCGCCAGCGCCUCCUCCAAGCCCGCGGCCGGCAGCCCCGCGGCCAGCCCGGACGACGGCCACAUCUACGCCGCGGUGGCCCCGGUGGCGCGCGUAACGGCUCGCCCGGCGUCCGCGCACAUCUACGCCGCCGUGGACGCGGCCCCGCGCCGCGCCGUCGGACGCGCCUCGCCGCAGCACGCCCCUCCCGCGCCCUCGAGCUCGCCGCCCGCGGGUCGGACGAGCUCCCUCGACCUCCCCGCCGGCGCACACCUUCACGCCUCUCUCCCCCGCCCCAGGAGCAGCACCGCCCACCUCGGCAGGGGCGGCAGUGGCGCGCCCGCCGCCCUCGCACCCAACAACAUCUACGCCACCAUAGACGCCCGCAGAAGCCCUGUGGCGCCCGGAGCGAGCCCCGCCGCCCUCGCCUACGUCACGCUGGGCAACCGGGGGCACGCGAGGUCGCCGCUCGACUUCCGAGACCCACGGACGUCGGUCCGGCCGCCCGUCAUCCGGACGCCCAACGAGAGUGCUGUAUAG
Messenger RNA from Penaeus indicus, 2607 nucleotides. RefSeq lists its product as uncharacterized. The transcript has 17 exons. Gene Ontology annotation, molecular function: protein binding. Bases 1 to 2607 code for a protein of 868 amino acids. Lineage: Eukaryota; Metazoa; Arthropoda; Malacostraca; Decapoda; Penaeidae. The record is from RefSeq and is a predicted model, not a curated record.